Messenger RNA from Spinacia oleracea (spinach), 1308 nucleotides. RefSeq names its product short-chain dehydrogenase TIC 32 B, chloroplastic. Bases 62 to 1054 code for a protein of 330 amino acids. The record is from RefSeq and is a predicted model, not a curated record. The transcript has 8 exons. Lineage: Eukaryota; Viridiplantae; Streptophyta; Magnoliopsida; Caryophyllales; Amaranthaceae.
ACUUGAAACUUUCAUACAAAAAUAUAGGCUAUUUUCCCACAACUCUUGCAAAAUUAAUAUCAUGAAGGCAGCAUUGAAGUACUUGGCUGGAAUUGCUGGUCCUAGUGGUUAUGGCUCUAAUUCUACUGCUAAUGAAGUUACUCAACACUGUUUUUGCCCUCCUCGUCUUUUAACCGCGAUUAUCACUGGCGCGACGUCGGGUAUUGGGGCAGAAACAGCCAGAGUUUUGGCAAAGAAGGGAGUAAGGAUAAUAAUAGCGGCAAGAAAUAUGAAAAAAGGAGGUGAAGUAAAAGAGGCGAUUUUAAAAGAAGCACCAGAAGCUCAAAUUAUAAUAUUGGAGAUUGAUCUUAGCUCCAUGGCUUCAGUUAGCAGAUUUUGUUCUGAGUUUUUGUCACUUAAUUUGCCUCUCAAUAUUCUCAUAAACAAUGCUGGGGUGUUUUCUCAAAAGUUGGAGUUUUCUGAAGACAAGAUUGAGCUCACAAUGGCAACAAAUUACUUAGGGCAUUUUUUAGUAACAGAAUUACUGUUAGAAAAGAUGGUGGAGACAGCAUCACAAACAGGAAUUCAAGGAAGAAUAAUAAAUGUUUCCUCUUUAACUCACAGCUGGGUUAACAAAGAUAAUUUCUCCCUCUCCAAAAUGCUCAAUCCAAACAACUAUAAUGGCACACGUGCAUAUGCGCAAUCAAAAUUGGCUAAUAUUAUGCAUGCCAGGGAAAUGGCAAGACAAUUAAAGGAAAGAAAUGCAAGGGUAACAAUCAACGCAAUACAUCCAGGGAUUGUCAAGACAGGAAUUAUAAGAGCACAUAAAGGCUUUAUUACAGAUUCUUUGUAUUUUCUAGCAGCCAAGUUGCUCAAGUCCACAUCUCAGGGUGCAGCAACGACAUGUUAUGUAGCAUUGAGCCCAAAAGUGGAAGGUGUAAGUGGGAAAUACUUUGCAGAUUGUAACCAGACUUGUUCUUCAGCUUUAGCAGCUGAUGAAUCUCAAGCAUUGCGACUAUGGAAGCACACUCGUACUCUCAUUUGUAGAAGAUUACAGCACCCUACACUCUCUUAAUUAAUUACUUCCAAAUAUAAUUAGGAGAAAAUAUUAUAGAUGUAAAUUUUUUAAAUGUUGUUUUGGUUUUUCCACAAUUAAAAACCAUAAAAAAGAAUCAGUAUGUAUACAGUAUAUAUACCCCCUCGCUCGGCCCGUAGUCAGUUGAAAAUACAUCUUAUGUACAUAUACGGAGUACUUUGUUACGAUACUACAUGGAUCAAUAAAUGAGAUAUCUUGCUUGAUACGGAGUAUAUGUUACUCCCUCGGUUCCA